Molecule: messenger RNA, 879 nt
Organism: Sclerotinia sclerotiorum 1980 UF-70
Lineage: Eukaryota; Fungi; Ascomycota; Leotiomycetes; Helotiales; Sclerotiniaceae
Exons: 4
Coding region: 1-879 (292 amino acids)
Biological process (GO): SNARE complex disassembly; intracellular protein transport
Cellular component (GO): vacuolar membrane; SNARE complex
Molecular function (GO): syntaxin binding; soluble NSF attachment protein activity
Source: RefSeq, a predicted model, not a curated record
AUGGCACAAGAUCCUUACGCUCUUUUGCAGAAGGCAGACAAAGCAGCUGCGGGAGCUUCGGGGGGAUUCAGUCUUUUCGGUGGACGACAGGAGAAGUGGGAGAAUGCAGCAGAGUUAUAUAACCAAGCUGCGAAUGCGUUUCGCAUGCAAAAGCAAAACAAGGAGGCUGGGCAAGCAUUUGAGCGCGCUGCCGACAUUCAAACGAACAAACUCAACGAGCCCGACGAUGCUGCGAAUACGCUUACAGAAGCUUUCAAAGUAUACAAGAAGGGAGAUCCACUAGAUGCGGUUAGAUGCUUGGACGUUGCAAUCAAUCACUAUACAUCGAAAGGAAACUUCAGGAGGGCUGCCACGCACAAGCAAAAUUUGGCAGAGGUUUAUGAAAUGGAGAUUGGGGACAUGAAGAAAGCAAUCGAAAGUUAUGAACUGGCUGCUAGCUGGUUUGAGGCUGACAAUGCUGAGGCACUGGCCAAUAAGCUCUUCCUCAAGGUCGCCGAUAUUGCCGCCCUCGACGGUGACUAUUACAAAGCCAUCGAGCAUUUUGAAAAGGUAGCCGCAUCCUCGGUCUCGAAUAACCUUAUGAAGUGGUCGGUAAAAGACUAUUUCCUCAAGGCCGGUCUGUGUCAUCUAGCUAUCGGCGAUACAGUGGCCACCGGACGAGCUUUCGAAAAAUACAGAGAUAUGGAUCCAACAUUCCCAAGCACAAGGGAGCAUCAAUUAUUAAUCGACCUCGCAGAGGCGGUUGAUCAAGGCGAUCAGGAACAAUUCGCGGACAAGCUAUUCCAAUAUGAUCAAAUGAGCAAGUUGGACAAGUGGAAGACGACCAUUCUGUUGAAAAUUAAGAGUGCAAUUGAGGAGAAGGGUGAUGACUUCUCAUGA